AUGUUUCGAGAAUUUGAUAAAUUGAUUCGACUUCAUUUAACUAUUCCAGUAACUACUGCAACUUCUGAAAGAGCAUUUAGUGUAUUAAAUCGAGUGAAAAGUACACUUCGAAGUACUAUGACUCAAUCACGUCUUAAUCAUUUAUUAUUGGCACAUAUUUAUAAAGAAAAACUUGAUGAAAUAGAUCCAAAUCAAAUCAUGUCAACAUUUAUAUCAUCAAAUGAACAGAGACAGGCAUUUUUUUGGACUGAUGCUUUAAUUAAAAAUAAAUUAUUCUUAUAG
Messenger RNA from Rotaria sordida, 282 nucleotides. NCBI's taxonomy places the organism in Eukaryota, Metazoa, Rotifera, Eurotatoria, Philodinida, Philodinidae. The record is from the annotation of a GenBank genome assembly.